AUGAAUAACAUUAACUCUGAAUUGGAAUGGUUAUUCUAUAACCUCUGGACUAAAGUAGGACCUUCUCCCCCUAAGUUUUCCUUUUCAGUUCCAGAGACAGUAUUUUACCGCCAUGGAAGGCCAGAGUCUUGGUAUUUUACCAAUAAAGAAGGUAUAAUCCUGAAAAAAAAUAAGUUUAAUGUCAAUUAGAAGAUGAUUCAUUAAAAGUUUACGAAGAAAAUAUCUCCUCAAGACUAAGUUGUUGCUACUUCCUAUAAUUAUCAAAAGGAUUCCCCCUUCUUGGAUUUAUAUAUGGAUCAUAUACCUGUUAAUGACUUUAGAACAUACAUAUUCUUUACACUAGAGGAAUAGGAAAAACCAACAGCGCUAUAGAAAUUUGUAUUUUCGAAAACUUCUUGCAAUCAAAUGAUUCGAUGUCAUUUUUCUUAAGCUAUUUCUAUAGUAGAGCGUUAAACGAAUAACUAUAAGUUGAAUGAAAAUAAGAUACCACUAGAAGAUAGAACAGCAACAUUCGAGGGUCCCUCAUAUCUGUCUAAGUCUGAAAAUAUUGUGUCUAAUAACAUAGUGCAGGAGGUGAAUGCUGCUGUUUAAGAAAUUGAGGAGCACAUGUUUGAAAACUCUGGUGUGAGACUUCUGAGUGGGAUAUUUUACUUUAAGAUAGAUAAGGCAGACGGACUGGUAUUAAUAUUUGCCACUAACAUUAAGAUUGAUAAAGUAGAUAAGAAUACUAAUGAUGGUAUAGAGAUCAGAUUGAAGUUGGCUAGUCAAUUAAGAUAGUAAAAUGAAUUACCAUCUGUGAAUUCUCAGAUAAAGAGCAGUUUUGCCAGACCAUAGAGUAAUUACGGGAUGAAAAAGGCUUCUUCAAAUAGAUUGAAGGUUCAAGAAUGCCCAUUCUGCGAUGUGAUCAUUGACUAUUCUAAUGAAGCAUUCGAUGUGAAUAUUUAGUAAAUCUAAAAGAUUUGGAAUUUCCAUAAAGACAAUGCUGACUUUCCAGUCGAGCUGAUAUAAAAUUAAAAUGAUGUGAAUGAAAACCUGAGAAUAAACAUUUUGUUCAAAGUUGUGCCACUGACUAAUCAGUAGAUUAUACCUAAACCUAUUCUUAAGAUACAUCCUAAUUUGACAUUUGAAAAGUACACCUUGAAGAAGACAGAUCCACUGUUCUUGUAUGAAAGCGUUAAGAUUUGCGAGAAAUGCUAUCAGUACGUUAGAUCAAUGAUUGAAUACAUAAACUUUCAGCUAGAUGAAAGACCAUCAAGAACAGUAGUUAGUCAGACAUCUAGUAAAAAUUUUUAGUUCUCAAACAAGCAUAUCGCUUCUCAUACUGAAUCUCUGAACUCAGAUUAACUAUCAUAAAAGUCAAUGAAACCUUAUUUGAUGAAGUAGCAAAUGAAGGCCUAGUCAACUUAAUUUGGGCAAUAGCAUUCUAGCACUAAAAACCAUGAUAUUGAGUAGGUCCUUAAGCAGAAUAGAUCUUCUCUGACUAAACGGAGUGGAUCUGAGAAAGGCAGUGCUUCUGACUAAGAUUACUAAAAACAGCAAUUUACCAAUUAUAAUCAAUAUACUUAGAGAAGAAAGAUAGAUUGUUAGCUUUUCACUUAGAGUAAUAAUUAUAUGAGCUAAUCUAAAAGCAAUGCAAACACUAAUAACAAAGUCAACUUUAACGAGCAAGAAGCUUCUGACAAUAAUAGCAUGAACGAGUCUCAACUAUCCUAGUCUAACAGCAACAAGCCUCCUCAAAAUUAGGCAAUGAUGAUGUUUUCAAAAGUUGAAUAGGGUAAAGAGAUUGCAUCUUAUGUUAAGUUGAAUGAAGACUCUGAGCUCUAGUAAAUACAAGAAGUAUAGCAAAAUCUAGAACAGUCUCAUUUAAUGUCUAACAAGGAAGCUAAGAGGAAAAGCAGUUACAAGGAUAGGAAUAACUUCUAAAGAGUGAUGGGUUAAUAAGCUAAGAAUAACAAGGACACAGUGAAGAACCUACCUAAGAUUGAUUGGGAAAAGGAAUAUCAAUAGAAUGUGAGACAGAAAGUUGAAAAAGCAAAAUCUGAGAUAUUCAAGGCUGUGGAUUAUAUAGAGAGUGGAAAGUACGAGAACUUGAUGAAUGAUUCAUUGGAUCUCAAGCUACAGGAGGAUCUGAACAUUUCAAGGGCAAAUGAUAUCUCAUCUGAUAUAAUGAAAAUUGAACAGGCUUACAACAUGCAGCAAAGUACUUAUCACCAGUAGCCUCAAGUCAGGCCUUACACGAAUCAGGAUAACUCAAUGUUUGAUAAAUUCUAUGAUAGUGCUUAGAAGAGUAGUAGCACCACAGAUAAAAAGAAUAAUCAAAUCAGUAUUUUAGAUGAGAAAAUUAGGAUUCCAAAGGACUUAAACAUGCAGUAAUCAACUCAAUCUCAGAGAUAAUUCAAUUAGCUUUUCAAUGUCUCAUAGCAAAAAGGGGCACUUUUUUCUCAAGUCUACAAGGAGAAUAUAUCAAAUAUGCAAAAUUAGAUUACCAAAGCAAGAAUCUAGCCAUAGAAGAGAAUCAGACCAAUGUCUUCAAAGCCUCCCAUCAAUAAAAACAACUAGGGAUUGUAGAGCUAGCAGAUCAAUAUUGACUUUGAUACAGAAUAAAGCUAGAUCACAAGACCAUUAUCAAAUUCAGCCAAAAAGCCAAGUGUGAUUCUAAAUAACGAAGCAAUUAAUAGCAAUCCAGAUUUGAGAAUGAAUUAAAAUAAGAAACAGCCAAAAUAAAGGACUAAGUCAGCAAACAGGACAGUAAGGAGGCAGAUUAUAUAUUAAGGAGGCUAAGAAUAGUAGCCAGUUAAAAAGUAAGGCGGAGGUCUUUUUGACUUUCAAAACAUGACUGAGAAGGAUAUUGAAUAAAUAGCCGAAAAUGCUGAUACUCUAAUCUAAAUCAUUCAGAAUAUCAAGGGAAAUGUAGCUGUGCCAGUUACUACCUCAAAUUAAUCAACUCUAUAGGAUAAUUAUCAUAAGUAAAACUAAAAAUUAAUGCAAUCUGCCAAGUCAAAUUUCGCUUAAGAAGCAUGUAUUGAAGAGGAGGAUGAAGAAGAUUGCACUUAGGAGGAGGGACUACUUGCCUUAGAGUCUGAGAGAAGUAAAAGAAACAAUAAUAACAAUCCAACUGAAAAGAAUGAUGGGACCUGGUGGUGA
Stylonychia lemnae is the source of this 3144-nucleotide messenger RNA. NCBI's taxonomy places the organism in Eukaryota, Ciliophora, Spirotrichea, Sporadotrichida, Oxytrichidae. The record is from the annotation of a GenBank genome assembly.